This is a messenger RNA of Trametes versicolor FP-101664 SS1, 1990 nucleotides long. RefSeq names its product WD40 repeat-like protein. The transcript has 5 exons. Bases 372 to 1580 code for a protein of 402 amino acids. Lineage: Eukaryota; Fungi; Basidiomycota; Agaricomycetes; Polyporales; Polyporaceae. Gene Ontology annotation, cellular component: anaphase-promoting complex. Gene Ontology annotation, molecular function: protein binding; anaphase-promoting complex binding; ubiquitin ligase activator activity. The record is from RefSeq and is a predicted model, not a curated record. Gene Ontology annotation, biological process: positive regulation of ubiquitin protein ligase activity; positive regulation of anaphase-promoting complex-dependent catabolic process; anaphase-promoting complex-dependent catabolic process.
GUUAAGAGAUGUCGUGGGUACACGGAGGUAUCCCCUUUCAGCGAAAACGCACUCUCAGCUCGUUGGACGAUGAUGAGUCCAACGCCAGUAAGCGGCUUCGUCGCCAAUCUACGCUUCCAUUUGACACACCGUUAAGCACUCUCUCCCCGGGCUCUUCACGGGCAGGGCCGUCCCGAACGCGAUCCCUCAUGGAAGAAGGUCACGACGAGCUCGUCCGAGCAAUUCACUCUAGUCCUCGACGCCCUCGUUUGAGCGGAGCAGGGUCAUUCGCAUACUCGAACUCGCCCUCACGGGCGUCAUCCAUCGCAGGCGACGGUAUUGGUUCCGGAUUCGACCUGAUGAGAACAAACUCCAUCAGCGGCCGUCAGUCGAUGACCCCCGGGGAACCUUCCUAUGCUCCCCACUCCGCGUACCACGUUCUGCGUUCGGUCAACAACAUCGACUACGCGGUCGCUCCGGUUGCCGGCGAUGCAGCCGACGCCGCGCCGGCCUCGCCGGUGAGCUGGUCCCAGUCGAACGCCGUGGUUUUUGGACGCGGGAACCGCGUACAUUACAAGAACAUGGCGGACACAGAGGACGUCGCACAACAGCUAUGCAAAGUUACAAGCAGCCUCGGCAAUUUGCGUCUGGUCCAGUGCGGGGGAAAGGAGCAGCCGAACGUUGUAGCGCUCGCAACCUCGAACGGUUGGGUCCAGCUGUGGGACCUCGUCGCUAAGAAGAUGUUGAUGAACUGGCGCAUGAAGAGCGCGACGUCGUUGUGUUUCGGCGAGAACAUGCUCACCAUCGGCGACGAGAAGGGUACCCUGCGGCAUUACGACCCCCGCGCGACCGACUCUACCAAGCUGAAGGAACAGCUGAAGAAGGUGACCCGUCAUCAGGGCCGCAUCCUCAACGGCGCCUGGAAGGAGGAUGGCAAGUUCCUCGCUACUGGCGACCAGAAUGGACUCGUACUCUUGUGGGACGCGCGUCGGCCCCGUGUUCCGCUUGAGGUCGGCGAGAUGGUCCAACGUCGUCGGAAGAUGCAGCACGUCGGGGCGGUUACGGCUCUUGCGUGGUGCCCCUGGCAAAGCAAGUACCUGGUCACGGGCGAUUCCGCGGCCGACGGGACUGGAACAAUCCGCGUUUGGGAUGUCAAUGCGGUCGACGACAACGCAACCUCGGUAUCCGAGUGGCCAACGAAGAUCGAGCUCGACGCUCAGGUCACCUCCCUCCACUUUUCACCUCACAUCCGCGAGAUGUUGAGCACCCACGGUCCAGGCAAAAUUGCCCCAGCACCCACGACCCCCUCUACACCCAUCACUCCGAUCGACGAUCCAUUCGGGGCCAGCAUAUCUGUCCACUCCGAUCCCUUCAUCUCGCGCAUCAGUAACUCCGUCGUCGUGCACCAGUUCCCUACGAUGCGCCGUGUGACGACCGUGGCCGUCGCGAAGAAGAACAUUGCGGGCAGCGUGUUGAGCCCCAACGGUCACCGCAUCGUCUUCGCGGUGCCAGAGGAGUCGCAGCUGAAGGUGUGGGACGUAUGGGGGAAGUUCAAGGCGCCGAAGCCUCCGAGCUUGUACGAGGUGUGCGCGAUCCGGUAGAGUCCUAGAGUGAACCGGACGGCGAUCACACAGGUUUAUUACGUGCCGCCGGCCCAGGCUAUUCUCUUAUCAUGCAUCACAGCGUCACCGCCUCACGAAUCGGUAAGUCCUUGUUUUUAAUCAUGUAACUUAUUAUGUAGCCAUCUACGAUGUAUAAUGCUCCCCCGCGCGCCGCGGCGGUACCAUGGUGUUAUGUGUACGCGUAAGAUACGCGCAGUCGGUGUACUUGUCUUCCCUUCUCCCCCAUCGCGUUCCCCCCACCCGCGGCCGAGUAGUAGCAUGUGUUGUGUCAGGAGAACUUUCCCAGUCUAUCGUUGUGGCGAUCAGGAUAUGGAUUCCUUGUAGGAGUUGCGCGUUGUCGAGAAGUCGAGUAGUGGUGGAAGCAUACCGAGAAUGAUGAUGAUGAUGCC